This is a messenger RNA of Misgurnus anguillicaudatus (oriental weatherfish), 3225 nucleotides long. It is a transcript of the gene slc1a2a, whose product is annotated as solute carrier family 1 member 2a. Gene Ontology annotation, cellular component: plasma membrane. Gene Ontology annotation, molecular function: neutral L-amino acid transmembrane transporter activity; L-glutamate transmembrane transporter activity; glutamate:sodium symporter activity. Gene Ontology annotation, biological process: L-glutamate import across plasma membrane; L-aspartate transmembrane transport. NCBI's taxonomy places the organism in Eukaryota, Metazoa, Chordata, Actinopteri, Cypriniformes, Cobitidae. The record is from RefSeq and is a predicted model, not a curated record.
UCUGUCACUUAUCAGUCUUUGAUUUCAUUCACUCAUUUCAGAGAUCAUUAGUGAAGAUCAGACCCAGGGAAUGAGCGGAGGGUGAAACAAUGAGAUGGAGAGAACGAGGAGUCUCAAGCAUAUUAGCUGCUACUUAAACAUAAUCUGGGUGAAAGACUCCUCCCUGCUAUUGCACCGAGAAGCCAUUGUCGGCACCUCUUUUACCAUUUCACUAGUACUAAUGGUGGGAUAAGACCAAUUCAAAGAGAGUGGAUUGUAACGGGAAUCAUCUAUCCAUCAAUUUGAUUAAAUACAGCUUUGCAAGCAAGUUUCGGUGAUUGCAUUAGAGUAAUCACUUAUUGUACUGCUGUCCAUCUUGUGCUUGGAUUUUUCAAAUUGCAAUUUCUAAUGACCUGGACUGGAUUCCCUGAUGGAUAAACUUUAGAACAACAGUUUCAAUUUCAUCCAUAGCCAUUCACACAGCCCAUGGCUGCAUAACAGACUGUUUUGAAAAACAAUUUUUUUUUUUAAAUAACUGCAAUACAACAGAAUGCAGAAGCAGGUGGAGAUCAGAAUGCAUGAGAGUCAUUUGGACCCUCCUCCAGAAAGUGAGAAAUCCACGUGUGGAGGAAUCUGUGACAAAUUCAUAAAGAACUUGCUACUAACACUCACAAUUCUUGGAGUGAUUACAGGCUCAGUAGCUGGUAUUUUACUGCGGUAUGCAUCUCCACUCCCCGCUGAUAUCAUUAUGAUCAUUGCCUUUCCUGGUGAUAUUCUUAUGAGGAUGUUAAAAAUGGUGAUUUUGCCUCUAAUCAUCUCAAGUUUGAUCACAGGAUUAGCAGGGUUGGAUGCAAAGUCUAGUGGUCGUCUGGGAACAAGGGCCAUGGUGUACUACAUGUCUACCACUAUCAUCGCAGCCGUGUUGGGGGUGAUCUUGGUUCUGCUUAUCCACCCUGGAAACCCCAAACUAAAGGCAAACCUGGGAGAAGGGAAAAAGAACGACGAGGUGUCCAGUUUAGAUGCCUUCUUCGAUCUCAUCAGAAAUCUGUUUCCGGAGAAUCUCGUUCAGGCUUGCUUUCAGCAGAUCCAGACGGUUACUAAUAAGGUAGACAUUACUCCUCCACAUCCAACUCGGUUUGGGCGAAAUGCCACCAAGGGUGCAGCAAAAUAUGUGAUCAAGAAAUCUUUACAAUUCAAGGGCGGCAUGAAUGUCUUGGGUCUCAUUGGGUUCUUUGUGGCAUUUGGGAUUUGCAUGGGAAAGAUGGGAGAAAGAGCCAAGCUGAUGCUUGACUUCUUCAACGUCCUCAAUGAAAUUGUUAUGAAGCUUGUCGGCAUGAUCAUGUGGUAUUCCCCCGUUGGUAUUGCAUGUCUUAUCUGCGGAAAGAUUAUUUCCAUUAAUGAUCUGGAGGUGGUUGCCAAGCAGCUGGGAAUGUACAUGGUCACUGUCAUCAUUGGACUUAUCAUUCACGGUGGCAUUUUCCUACCAUUAAUAUAUUUUGUAAUUGUUCGGAAAAACCCGUUUUCGUUCUUUAUUGGAAUUUUCCAGGCCUGGGUCACUGCUUUAGGAACCGCGUCUAGUGCUGGGACAUUACCUGUAACUUUUCGCUGUCUGGAGGAAAACCUUGGAAUUGACAAAAGAGUAACUCGAUUUGUACUACCUGUUGGCGCAACAAUCAACAUGGACGGUACCGCGCUUUACGAGGCCGUGGCGGCCAUCUUUAUUGCCCAGAUGAAUGGAAUAGAGCUUGAUCCGGGACAGAUUGUCACCGUCAGUCUUACAGCUACCCUUGCGAGUGUAGGAGCAGCCAGUAUUCCCAGUGCUGGCCUGGUGACUAUGCUACUAAUCUUGACUGCUGUGGGACUACCAACUGAAGACAUCAGUUUGCUAGUGGCAGUUGACUGGUUACUGGAUCGGUUUCGAACAUCAGUCAAUGUUGUCGGUGAUUCAUACGGGGCUGGGAUUGUGUAUCACCUCUCCAAAGAUGAACUCGACAUGUUCGAUGCCCAGCAGUUGAGGGCAGAUGACUUUGAGAUGGCCAAGACACAAUCCUUUUUUGAGAAUAACACUAACCAUGGUGUAUAUGCAUCACACAACUCCUAUCAGCAGGUCCCAGUAGAUGACUGCAAGUCUUUCAGCAUUCUUUAAGGAAUCCCGCUGAAGCUUUUUUGUUGAUCUGUCUUGUGGUGGGUACAUUUCUGUGAAUUUGGAUAUAAAUUGUGCUGUUAAAUAUAAAAAAAAAAACUUGGACUCUCUGCUCCAAACCAUAAACAGUUUAGUUAGGACCGAACGCUUUGAUGCAUUAUAACUGUGCCUUGGUCCAACAGUUAGUUGUCCCUAAUAAUUGCUUUCAGGUAACCCUGACCUCAAAUGGCUCGCCUGUCGAGUUCUCACUUGUUGAGGAGGAACCAUGGAUACGCGAGUAACACAGCACACAGAUCCAGCUCCGCCUUAUCCUGACUCCCACGAGCUUAUCCUUUGGGUGAAAACCAAAUGCAAAUAUUAUACUAAAAUUCAAAUUAAGGGCAGUCAGACGUUACCACAAAACUUUCAAACGCACAAGCACUGACAUUUGUAUUAAAAUCUCACAAAGGGAAUUUAGAUUGGAGCAGUUCUCUUGGUGGUUUAGCUGGAGUAGGAUUAAAAAUGGGCAGAAGGGGUCUCGGCAUGAAAGCACAUUAUUACUGGGUCUUGGGUUCGAUGAUCAGUCUGAAACCUUUUGCCUUAAGGCCUCUGCAAAACAUGAAAGAUCAGAAUGGCUUACUGUAUUCAGCCUGAGACCCCAGAUAGACUUUACUUACUUGACUCUAUACUAUAGACCGCUUGUGGAAGACGAAGAGAAGUGCAGUUUGUUUGCUCAAGACACUUUGACUGGAUUAACCCCUUGAUGGCAUCACUCCAGAUCAGCCACUUAUAAGAGCUUACCAAAGUACUUAGAGGUUCUGAAAUAGUGGUUUUACUUCAAAUGCUGGCAUUUAUUUUUAAACGCUGUUGGACGUAAAUUCAACGUCAGCACUAACACAAUGUGGAGUGUAUGACAUUGAGGUUGUUGUUUAUCUGCAGGGACAGUCGGUUUAUAUACAGUAGAACCUCUUGGGGCUAUACAUUUCUAUGCAAAUCUAUAAAAUACAGGCAGGUUUGUCAUUUAUAUAUUUAUAGGUGUACAUGCAUGUCAGAGCACAUCUAAUCAUUUUCAAGGGAACUGUGUUUGUGUUUGAAAGAAGGAACUUUUUGUAUACGUUAUAAUU